Heteronotia binoei (common prickly gecko) is the source of this 1971-nucleotide messenger RNA. RefSeq names its product ETS variant transcription factor 4 (gene ETV4). Gene Ontology annotation, cellular component: nucleus. Gene Ontology annotation, biological process: cell differentiation; regulation of transcription by RNA polymerase II. The transcript has 13 exons. Lineage: Eukaryota; Metazoa; Chordata; Lepidosauria; Squamata; Gekkonidae. Gene Ontology annotation, molecular function: DNA-binding transcription factor activity, RNA polymerase II-specific; sequence-specific DNA binding. The record is from RefSeq and is a predicted model, not a curated record. The coding region runs from base 332 to 1657 and encodes 441 amino acids.
GCCUUGAUUGGCUGGGCGUGUCCCAACGAGCCAAGGGAAUUCCACCUCCCCUCUUUUCCAUUCACAAAGUCAAUGAAACAAAGAGCAACAGAAAAGACUCUCUGUGUGUUUUUUUUUCUGCGAAGAGAGGAAACGACGCCGCGUUGGAGGCGGGAGCGGUUCUCUUCCCCCCGGCGCUGUCCCACGAGAAGCGGCGCAUCCCUGUGGUUUGGGGAUCAGCUGCCUCGGGGUGGGGGCCGGCUGGGAAGAACCGAAGUGACCCCCUCUCCUCUUGCCAGUCUCAGGGUCUGCUGUCUGCUCCUCUCCUUAUGCUGGCGCAGAACUCGCACCCAUGACAGAUGGGAGGAUGAAAAGCUACCUGGACCAGCAAGUGCCUUACACAUCUGCACAGAAACUGCUAGGAAAUGGAGCCCCGGCUGGCCGGCUGGUGAUGGCAACACGGAGGAAAGCCAUGGACACAGGCAUGCCCCAAGUCCCUGAUCCAGAAGAUCUUUUCCAGGACCUAAACCAGUUUCAAGAAGUCUGGCUAACGGAAGCUCAGGUUCCAGACAGCGAUGAACAAUUUGUGCCCGACUGUCACUCAGAAAACUUAGCUCUUCACAGCCCACCAGCAAAAAUCAAAAAGGAACCACAGAGUCCAUGUUCAGAAGCACCUGGCUCAUGUAGACACAGACAGCUGUUUCAGUAUCGUAAUGGAGAGCAGUGCCUUUAUGCCAGGCAAGACUCGGAUUUCAUGAGCUCCCAAGGCCCAGCCCAAGCCAUACCUGGCCGGACAUACCUUAUGGAACACAGAUCCUUGUACCAGCUGCCUACUGAAACAGGACAAUCCUUCUCCACCUCACAAGGUUUGAGAGCAGAAGCCCCAGCUGCAUGCCAGCGCCCAUUGUCUGCCCCGUGCCUGCCAUACCCCCCGCAGGGCUUCAAGCAAGAGUUCCAUGACCCUAUGUAUGAGCAGGCAAACACGGCUUCUGGCAGCGCCCGGUACACAGCGGGAAUGGUGAUCAAGCAAGAGCAGAUGGACUAUGGUUUUGAUGCAGAUGUUCCCAGCUGCCAUUCAAUGUAUGCGAGCAUAGAGGGAUUCCCAGGUCGGACCAACCCCGAUGGAUACGGUUAUGAGAAGCAGAUGCGGCCGUUUGUGGACGAUGUUUGUGUUGUCCCAGAGAAGCUUGAAGGAGACAUCAAACAAGAAGUGGGCAGCUACCGCGAGGGCCCUCCUUAUCAACGGCGGGGGUCUCUGCAACUCUGGCAGUUCCUGGUGGCUUUGCUGGAUGACCCCAGCAACUCUCACUUCAUCGCUUGGACGGGCCGAGGGAUGGAGUUCAAACUCAUUGAACCAGAAGAGGUGGCCCGGCUUUGGGGUAUCCAGAAGAACCGCCCAGCCAUGAACUACGACAAGCUGAGUCGGUCUCUUCGUUACUAUUAUGAGAAGGGAAUUAUGCAAAAGGUGGCUGGCGAGCGUUAUGUGUACAAGUUUGUUUGCGAGCCCGAAGCACUCUUCUCGCUGGCCUUUCCUGACAAUCAGCGCCCAUCCCUGAAGGCGGAGUUUGAGUGGCACAUCAGCGAAGAAGACACAGUGCCUCUGUCCCACCUGGACGAGGGUGUGGCUUACCUGCAAGAUCUUGGGGGGCAGUCUUACAGCAAAGGCUACACAUACUGAUGGGACAGAGGGUUCUGACGUGGGUCGAGUUUGUGUGUACAUAUAGAAAAAUAUCUUUUGCCAUUAUUCGCCAGUAUAGAUAUUGCCUUCCCUCUCGUAGGGUUGGAGCAAAAUGUACAGUGGUAUGCCUUGGGGAGAUGGGACUGAGGGCAGAGUUUGGGCGUGGGUUCAGAUCCCACCCUUAGCUGUAGACCCAGUGGGACGACGUUGGAGCGAGUUGCUUCUCUCUUUUUUCAGCAUCCAUUCCUAAGGAGUACCUACCUCACAGGGAUGUUGUGAGGAAAGAUAAGAUAAAGAUUGUAAAGCACUUUGUA